Messenger RNA from Suillus discolor, 525 nucleotides. RefSeq lists its product as uncharacterized. Lineage: Eukaryota; Fungi; Basidiomycota; Agaricomycetes; Boletales; Suillaceae. The annotation marks the transcript as partial. The transcript has 4 exons. The record is from RefSeq and is a predicted model, not a curated record.
GCUUGCGAAGUUGUACCGGACAGCGAUUUGGCUUCAUGGGUGGGAAAUGUCGUGGCAGACAAGAACCAGCCAGACCUCAGCGAAUUAACACAUGUCAUGAGGGAAGUAUUGAGUGUUCUUCAGAAUUCGACGAUUGCACACGAGAGUAACAAAGACAAUCGGUCUUCUUUCUGGGGCAAAUACAAACAAGUCGCAAAAGACUACGACGACCAGUUCCUCGUCCGAUACCACAGCGACAUGAGCGAUAUCUUACUGAUCUCUGGUCUUUUGUCCGCUGCCAGCAUGUCUUUCAUUGUCGCGAUAGAGUCCAAUCUCAGUCCCGACACCAGCGACACCACGAACGCCCUUCUCGUGCAACUCGUGCAGAUCGGACUCGGCAACCUCACUGCAGCGGGCUCCAUCCACGCAGACCCAGCGUCUACGUGGUCGCCGACUGUGCUGGGUUUGAGGAUCCAAAUGGUCUCAUACGCAAGCUUGUCCAUGAGCUUGCUAGCAGCAUUCGGGGUCAUACUAGGCAAGCAGUGG